GUGAUUGGCUGUUCUCUCUCUGAGAGCGUUUUUUCCCCGAGGUGAAGGUGAAACUUUUUUCUCGUCGCGAUGUCACUCCUCAGCACACGCACUCAGCUCUGUCGAAGGCUGGCACACAAAUAUGUGUCCAGGACAUACAGCUCACGACCAGCUCUCAAUGAAGUUGUUAUCGUCAGUGCAGCCCGCACCCCUAUAGGGUCGUUUAAAGGCAGCCUAUCUACACUUCCUGCUACCAAACUAGGCUCCAUUGCCAUUAAAGGAGCGAUCGAGCAGGCAGGAAUCCCACCGGAGGCAGUGAAGGAGGUUUAUAUGGGCAAUGUGCUACAGGCGGGUGAAGGGCAAGCUCCAACGAGACAAGCUCUUCUAGGCGCUGGUCUGCCUCUCUCCACUCCAGCAACAACAAUAAACAAAGUCUGUGCAUCAGGCAUGAAGUCCAUCAUGAUGGCUGCACAGAGUCUGAUGUGUGGGCACCAGGAUGUGAUGGUAGCAGGAGGCAUGGAGAGCAUGUCGCAGGUCCCAUACGUGAUGGCGAGAGAGGCGCCUUCAUACGGCGGGGUGAAGAUGGAGGAUCUGAUCGUGAAGGACGGCCUUACGGACGUCUACAACAAGAUUCACAUGGGAAACUGUGCGGAAAACACAGCCAAGAAAAGCAGCAUUUCCCGAGAGGAGCAGGACGCCUACGCCAUUAACUCGUACACACGCAGCAAAGCAGCAUGGGAGUCAGGAAUCCUGGCUAAAGAGGUGGUGCCAGUGAGCAUCCCACAAAAAGGCAAGCCAGACGUUGUCGUGAAGGAGGAUGAAGAGUGGAGGAAGGUGGAUUUUAGCAAAGUGCCCAACCUGAAGACUGUCUUCCAGAAAGAGAACGGCACGGUGACGGCAGCUAACGCCAGCACUCUGAACGACGGCGCGGCUGCGGUAGUCCUCAUGACGGCAGACGCUGCAAAAAGACUUAACGUCACACCGCUGGCGAGGAUUGUAGCAUUUGCUGAUGCCGCCGUGGCUCCUAUCGACUUCCCGAUCGCUCCAGCUUUCGCUGUGCCCAAGGUCCUUAGCGCAGCCGGGUUGAAGAAGGAUGACGUGGCCAUGUGGGAAAUAAACGAAGCUUUCAGUGUGGUUGUUCUGGCCAACAUUAAGAUGCUGGACAUCGACCCAGGCAAAGUGAACGUCAACGGUGGAGCGGUUUCUCUCGGCCACCCAAUCGGGAUGUCAGGAACGAGGAUCGUCGGACACAUGGUGCACCAGCUGCAGCCCGGGCAAUACGGCCUGGCGGGUAUCUGCAACGGCGGGGGCGGAGCUUCGUCUGUUCUCAUCCAGAAAUUGUAGCUUGUUUAAUUUCCUAGUCAAAGUCUCUGAGGUCAAAUUACCGGACAGUACGACUCCACAUCUCCGUGUGGUUAAGGUCACUCCAGAAAAGGUCACUCCCUCUGUCUGAAUCAGAGCUAUUUAAUAUAAUAUCUCCGUUUCUAUUGUUGAACAUCAAUGUUUAUCAAGUAGCGUAUUUAUGAGUAGCAUUAUUUAAAGUUUAUUCUGAUUCUGUUUUCCGGUAUAGAGGUUACUUUAAAAAAUGCUGAAGCUGCAAUAAAAAAGGUCAUCAGUUGUUUUA
Molecule: messenger RNA, 1603 nt
Organism: Tachysurus vachellii
Lineage: Eukaryota; Metazoa; Chordata; Actinopteri; Siluriformes; Bagridae
Gene: acat1
Product: acetyl-CoA acetyltransferase 1
Exons: 12
Coding region: 70-1323 (417 amino acids)
Biological process (GO): fatty acid beta-oxidation
Molecular function (GO): acetyl-CoA C-acetyltransferase activity
Source: RefSeq, a predicted model, not a curated record